AAAAGUCUUUUCUGUGUUUUCUAUCAUUUUCCAUUAAUUUUCCUCAACAAAUUCAAAGUGAAAAUUUGACAAAUUUUCGUUAACAAAAUGUGUGAACUACCCAAGAACUUUGUGACCUACGAUAUGGUGCACAAUCUACGCUACGACCAAAGCAAAAUAAAAAAGCCUCACGAUAUGCGACCCACAAAAUACUGGCCUGGUGCCCGUUUUAUGAUCGUCUGCAAGGAUGGAGAUUUGAAUACGGCAGCCUAUAGCGUGGCAGGAUUCAUGCAAGAGCCCUUCCAACUCUUCCCAUUGGCCACGGUGGCCGUGCAUCAGUCGAUACGCGACGAGUUCAUUGCGAUGGUCAGGAAUCGCUUCCGUCAGCUGAAGCCCCAUGUGGCCAAUCAUCCGAAUUACCAGAGAUCCCUCAAUCUACUGCAAGACGGCUGCAAUCCCGUCGACUAUGUGAUAGCCGAUGAGAAGGAUGCCCCGCCGUGUGCCAGUCCCAUUUUGGUAACGGGCGGCGUCACACAUUUAUAUUUCCCGAGCGGUGCCACGGGCGUCACAACGUUGCACACAUUCGAAACGAUACACGAGGCGGCGGAAAUCUUUGGCAAAGAGCAGCCGCACUUUGAUGCCGUUUAUUACUUUGACGAGGGCAUUGCCAGUGUCUAUACACUGGCCGAGCUGAUCAAGUGUGUGCAGAUCUAUGUGAACUGUUUGGAUGCCUGUCUGCUGGCCAUUAUGCCGUACUAUACCUCUAGGGUGCAGACGGUGCUGUACAAGAAUGGUUACCACUACGAGGUCCUCAAUAUCGGUAACAGUUGGAAGAUGAUUGUGUUUCCGUACAGUUCGACCAUCCUCAGGCCCUGCUGCUGUCCAUUGGGUUACUGUCGCUGCUAUGCCAAGCAUACGGUGUGCUGUCAGGAUCAUUUAAAUACUCAGUUCUGACGACAGAACUCCUACUUCCUCUGCUUUGAUGUCUGAGUAGUUUUGUGGGAACUGUGGCAACACAUGUAAGCCAUAAUUUUCGCGGUAGUUGGCUUUUGGAUUGCCACUACUCAGUUUUGCUUCCUCCUACAUUCCUCACUCCUUUUGCUUUGGCAAGCAGACUGUCGCCGACUCUUGGCUUUUAAUAAAACUUGCAGCUUGCCAAAAUAAAAAAAAAAACCCAAACUG
Molecule: messenger RNA, 1161 nt
Organism: Drosophila obscura
Lineage: Eukaryota; Metazoa; Arthropoda; Insecta; Diptera; Drosophilidae
Exons: 2
Coding region: 88-933 (281 amino acids)
Molecular function (GO): oxidoreductase activity
Source: RefSeq, a predicted model, not a curated record